UGUAUAUAAAAUGUAAAGAGGCGAAUUUUAAAAUAAAUUUAAGACUUUUUGUAAGAUAAAAAUUAAUUAAAACUGAAGCCGUCUUAUUGCCAUUAUGUCUGAUUCAGAGGAUAAAGAGGACGAAAAACCUUUUGUGGUGGUAAAAGCUAAUAAUGGACGUGCUACAUGUAAACAUUGUAAAGAAAAAUGUCCUGUAGGAAAGUGGAGAAUAGCAAAAGUAGGUUUCAAUCCGUUUGGAGCCGGUAAAAUGAAAUUAUGGCACCACAUCAAAUGUUUGUUUAAAGCGUUUUUAAAUCAGCGCGCUGAAACUAGGCGAAUUGAAGCCCCUGAAGACAUUCAAGGUUGGGAGCUUCUAGAUGAAGAUCUUCAAUUGUAUAUUCUUAAGUAUGUAAAAAAGUUAGAUGAUUUUCAUGGCAAUGUUACAAGUACUUCCCCCAGAAGAAAACCAAAGUCAAAAGAAGGUAACAUAGAUGAGGAAAGUGUAAGUGAAACCCAAAAAGAUACAAAAACCAUGAAUAAAUCGAAGGAUGACAUCAAAAAACCAAAUAAAUAUGAAUCAUUCAAAGAAUUCCGAAAAUUAGUUGCGGAUAUAGCCAAUACCGACAGCAGACAAGAAAAAUCUAAGUGCUUAGAAAAGUUUGCUAAGGCAUUUAUGGACUGUAGUAAGAAUUAUAAGAUUCUUUGGUAUCAGUUGUUGAUGCCAAGUGUUAUACGUUAUAAUUUCGAGUAUUUAAAUCAUAAUCGUUUAAUCAAAAUAUUCAGUAGCAUAUUUGAUACAGAUAAAAAUAAAAUAUUGAAACAUCUUAACCAAGAAAGUGACAUUGGAGAUACUAUCGCAUAUUUUUUUGACAAGAACACAACUUUGGCACCUGCCAAAAAAAGUAAUUUGACUGUCACUGAUGUAAAUGACUUUUUAUCAAAACUAGAUAAUUUAGAAGAGGAAGAUAAAAUUGUGGAGUAUUUUAAAAACUUUCUUGUAAAAUGUACGGUAAAUGAUCUUGUUACUGUGAUACACAUAAUUGAAGGAGACCUACAAAUAGAUGCUAGUCCCAGAUUAAUAUUAACCACAAUUGAUAAAAAUGCGUACAAAUUAUAUCAAACUUGUAAUGACAUAGAUUGUGUUCUUUCUAAAUUUGUUAUGGGUAACAGUCAGGUAAAGAUUAACGUAUUAAUGAACAAGAACUUGAUGGUACCUGUAUCGCCCAUGUUAGCAGAAGAAUGUAAAUUGCUGGAAGAUGUUUUUCAAAAGUUCCCCAAUGGAGUAUAUGCCGAGAUUAUGUAUAGUGGUGAUAGGGUCCAAAUCCAUAAAUCUGGUAAUCGUUUUACAUAUUUUUCAAAUGAUUUAAAAGAAAUUCAAUUGGAAAAAAUAGCAGAUUUUGAAAAAUACAUGUACCAGGCAUUUCCGUUUACUAAAGAUUUUAUUAUAGAUGGAGAACUUGUUCUUACAGAGAAAAAUUCUAAAAUCCCUAUACGAUUAGAAAGUGUUAUAGAACAAGACAAAUUUAAAAGUGUUACUGCUUGUUUUUUUGCAUUUGAUUGUUUGUAUUUUGGAGAAGAAAGUUUGUUACAAAAACCAUUGUGUGAAAGAAAAAAUUACUUGAAAAAUGAUAUUAAGGAAAUUCCAAAUCAUGUAUUGUAUUCAGAAAUGAAAAAAGUCUAUCAAGAGGAAGACUGUACAAAAAUUAUAGCUGAAGUAAAAAAACAAAAAUUUAAUGGCAUAAUAUUUAAGGAUAUAAAAGGAAUAUAUGAAUCACAAACACGUAACUGGCUAAAAAUAAAAAGAAAAAAUCUAUUUGGCCAUAACAGUUCAGAUGAAGAUUCUGAUAAUCUGCAGAAAGACGAAGAGAAAUCUUCAAUGGAUACUCCAAUAAGACAUAAACCAAAUAUAAGAAGAAAAAGCAUAGUAUUUGAUGCUGACGAAUCACAAAAUGAAGAUCAAGAUGAAAAUGUUUUAAAUAAAAGUACAGAGGUAGAAACAGGCGUAAAUUCAAGUAUAUCUACAAAUGUAGAACAAAAUACUGAAGAAAAUAAUGAUAUAUUAUCAAACACAGAACAAGAACCUAAAUGUGUGCGUUCAGGAACACAAUCUCCACAGAUUUUUGCUGAUACACAGAAUGAGUUACAGCUUCAAGAGAAAGAUAAUGACUCUGAAUCAGAACCAAAAGAAACAGUGAAACACCAUGAAAACACUUCAGAUUCAAAUAAAUCAUCUAGUGAGUUAAACGAUGAAACUGGAAAAUCCAACACUGAUAAAGAUAAACCUCAAGGUAAUAAUUCUUCUGAAACUAGUGGUGUCCAAUUAGAUGUUAAAGAUGAGAUGUCGAGAUUGCAUUCACCAGAUUCUUUUUAUUCCGUUGAAAAUGCUGAACGUUCUACUCCAACUUGUGUAAAAAAUAUAGAAGACGAGAAUAAUGUAAACACAAAUAACAAGAAUCCUGCGAAAUCUGAUAAAGAUACUGAAGAAGAUAAAGGUAGCUAUGGCGAUGGUGUAAAUAGCGUUGAGGAAGAUGAGAUUGCUGUAGUUAAAGACAAAUCAGUGAACCAAAACGAGGAUAAUCAUUCUGAAAUUAAUAAUGAUAGUGAUGAUACAAUUGCUGUAGAUGAACUUAUGACUAGUGACGAGGAACCGAUUGAAAGUGAGAAGACCAACACUAAAAAAUCACUAAAACAUACAGAUAAGAUUAAUGAUUUGUUAAAAAAAUAUUCAUCCCCAAAAAGUGGGGAAAAUUUAGAUGCAGGUAGGGAAAAUAAUGAUGAUGAAGAAGAUGCAAUAAUUAUUAUGGAUGAAUUUGAAAAUUUUGUUCAAAGUAGGAUGACCAGGGCUAAAAAACCAUUAAAACCUACAGAAUCAGAUAAUAUUCAUGAUACAGAUAAGAUUACUGAUUGUGAAUCUUCAUCAGAGAAAAAUUCACCAACUAAUAGUUUGAAAACUGGGGAAACUGAUACAGAACUUAGUAUUGUUCAUGAAGAAAAUGAUAAAUUUAAAACCAAAUCAAAUGAUAAAAUUGAUUCUAUUAAUUCCGAAGAUAACAAUGAUGAAGAAUCAGUCAAUAUAAAUGAACUUGAAUCAGUUAUUGAACUUGAUCAAACUACUGAAAGUACCAGUCAAAAAUCUCUAGGACAUACAGAAUCAGAUAAUAUUAAUGUUGCAGAACAUUGUGAAUCUUCAUCAGAGAAAAAUUCUUCAACAAAUAAUUUGAAAAGUGGAAAAAAGGCUGAUACAGAAGAACUUAGUCAUGUUCAUGAAGAAACUGAUAAUAUAUCUAAAUCCAAAUCAAAUGAUCAAGAUGAUUCUAUUAAUUCUGGAGAUAACAAUGAUGAAGAAUCAAUCAAUAUAAUUGAACUUGACUCAACUAUUGAACAUGAUCAAACUAUUGAAAGUAGUAGUCAAAAAUCUGUAGAAUAUACAAAAUUGGAUAAAAAUAAUACAGAUGUGAUUAAUCAUUCUGAAUCUUCAACAGAGAAAAAAUCGUUAACAAAAAAUUUGAAAAGUGGAAAAAAUGCAGAUACAGAAGAACUUAUUAAUGUUCAUGAAGAAACUGAUAAGAUAUCUAAAACCAAAUCAAAUGAUCAAGAUGAUUCUAUUAAUUCUGAAGAUAACAAUGAUGAAGAAUCAAGCAAUAUAAGUGAACUUGAAUUAACUUUUGAAAUUGAUGAAACUAUUGAAAGUAGCACUCAAAAAUCCCCCGAACACACAGAAUCAGAUAAUAUUAAUCAUAUAGAUGUCACUAAUCUUUGUGAAUCUUCAUCAGAGAAAAAUUCUUCAACAAAUAAUUUGAAAAGUGGAAAAAAUGCAGAUACACAAGAACUUAGUAAUGUUGAUGAAGAAAAUGACAUGAAUUCAACAAACAUAAAUAAUACUAAAAAAUGUCCUACUGAUGCACUUACUCAAAAACGAAAGAAUGAUGAAAAAUCAAAUGAUUUUGACGAAGAAAGUAACAAAAGUGGCAAUACAAAUAAUGAAAAGCAAUUAAGUGGUUUAGAGGACAAAAGUGACAGACCAAUUGAUACCCAAGACCAGCAUAAUACAGUAACUAUCGAUUUAUCUAGUAAUUCAGACCAUGAAAGAGUUCACAGUUCGAAGUCACAAAAAAAGGGCAAAAUAGAUUUUAGUGGCUCAUCUAGCAGUUCUGAUGAAGAAAAUUACAAGAGCAAUGCUAAGAAAAGGCAAAAUAUAUUUAGCAGUGAGGAUUCUGAUAAUUCGGAAGAGGGAAAUAGCAAAUCCUCGAACAAAAAUAAAAAUGGUGGAAGCAAUAUUUCAAGAAAAACAAAGACAAGCAGAAUAAAAAGAGCAGUCAUACAAAUACUUGAAAAUGAUUUACAGUCUUCAGACAAUGAAGUUAUCUUUAAAAAAAAUCAAAGAGGUCAAUCAGUGGAUAGCGGAAGAAAUAAAAGAAAACAACAAUUUUCUUCUGAAGAUGAAUUUGGCAAUCGCUCAGCUAAAUUUUCUAAAACCACUGCUGCAUCAAGAAGGAAACAACUAGAGUCUCUAAGUACAGAGGAUGAUGAGAAUGUUAUAAAUUCAAAAUGUGGUUCCAGGAAAGAACUUAGAAUUGUGUUAACGGAUGUUCUCAAGUAUACAAAAACUCAAUCUAAAUUAAAAGACCAAAGUGUAAAUAAUGCCGAAGAAUGCAAAGUGUCAACUAGAAAAAAUAUUAAAAAGCCAAUAGUUGUUUCUGACACAGACUCUACACAUAGCAGUAGUAUCUUCCAGAUAGAAAAUAGUGCAGAAGGUAGCGAUAAAAUUAGGAAGAAUACAAAAACUCAAAAUGAGCCUAAAUCAAAAGUCCAAAGUGUAAAUAAUGCCAAAGUAUCCAAAGUAUCAAGCACAAAAGGGAUUGAGAGGUCAAUAGUUAUUUCUGAUACAAAUUCCAAACAUAGCAGUAGUACCUUGGAGAAAGAAAAUGGUGCAGAAGGUAGUGAUCAAAUUGAGAAAGUUGCAUCACCGAGUGCCAUGGAAAGUAGCCAAAAGAGGAAAGCUUCUAGGGAAUUAAUAGUUUUAGUGAAUAAACUAAGCAGAACAGGAAGAGAAGAGUCCUUAGAUAACAAUCCCUCAGCUUCCACAAUUAGAUCUGUGAAUAUUAACGAGCAAAGACUGAACGAAUCUCAGAAUAAAAGGACGAGGGAAUCACCAAAGAUAACUAUAGGUACACCUUCAAGCAAAAGAGUUAGGAAUGAUGAUGUUGAAAGCAACGAAUACAACUCUGAUACAGACGGAAAGAGACAUUCAACAAAGAGAACUGUAGGUACACCUUCAAGCAAAAGAGUUAGGAAUGAUGAUGUUGAAAGCAACGAAUACAACUCUGAUACAGACGGAAAGAGACAUUCAACAAAGAGAACUGUAGGUACACCUUUAAGUAAAAGAGUUAGGAAUGAUGAUGUUGAAAGCAACGAAUACAACUCUGAUACAGACGGAAAGAGACAUUCAACAAAGAGAACUGUAGGUACACCUUUAAGUAAAAGAGUUAGGAAUGAUGAUGUUGAAAGCAACGAAUACAACUCUGAUAUAGACGGAAAGAGACAUUCAACAAAGAAAACUGUAGGUACACCUUUAAGUAAAAGAGUUAGGAAUGAUGAUGUUGAAAGCGACGAAUACAACUCUGAUACAGACGGAAAGAGACAUUCAACAAAGAGAACUGUAGGUACACCUUUAAGUAAAAGAGUUAGGAAUGAUGAUGUUGAAAGCGACGAAUACAACUCUGAUGUAGACGGUGUCAGAUGUACUAGUCCACUCCCAAUAAACAAAUCAAACCUAACCAUGGAAAGAGAUCGGGUUGGAAAUUGGGGAAAUGGAGAGCACCUCGUUCCUGGAGGAGUAUCCGGUCUGGAGAGGUUGACAACCCCCGCUUUAAAUAAGGGUCUGGCAUUCACCUUCGAAGAGAGACAACAGCUUGGAAUCCAUGGGUUGUUACCUCCCGUAGUAAAAUCACAGGAACAACAAAUCGAACAUUGUAAAAAAUGUUUGGACAGAUUAGACGAUAAUUUAAACAAAUAUAUGUACCUGAUAGGUCUUUUGGACCGCAAUGAAAAAUUAUUCUACAGUUUCGUCAGGAAAUACGUAACAGAUAUUAUGCCCUUAGUAUAUACACCAGUCGUAGGAUUAGCUUGUCAAAACUUUGGAUUGGUUUACAGAAGACCCCGGGGCAUGUACGUUACAAUAUACGACAAAGGAAACGUAUAUGAAAUUAUGAAAAAUUGGCCUGAAACAGAUGUCCGUGCAAUAGUAGUCACCGACGGUGAACGUAUCUUAGGUUUAGGAGACCAAGGAGCCUGUGGUAUGGGAAUCCCCGUCGGCAAACUGUCUUUAUACACAGCUUUGGCUGGAAUCAAGCCGCAUCAAUGCCUCCCAAUCACAAUAGACGUAGGAACCAACAACGAGACUCAUCUGAAAGAUCCUUUGUAUAUAGGUUUGAGACAAAAGAGAGUCACAGGACAAGAGUACGAUGAACUCCUCGAUGAAUUCAUGGAAGCCGUAGUACGCCGAUGGGGUCAGAACACUUUGAUCCAAUUCGAAGACUUUGGUAACUCAAACGCAUUCAGAUUGUUGGAGAAGUACAGAAAUGAAUAUUGUACUUUCAACGACGACAUUCAGGGUACCGCUAGUGUAGCCGUAGCUGGUCUAUUGGCUUCAUUGAGGAUCACAAAAACUAGACUUUCCGAUCAUGUGAUAGUAUUCCAAGGAGCAGGAGAAGCGAAUUUGGGUAUCGCUCAAUUGUGCACCAUGGCAAUGGUAAAGGAAGGUACUAGUGAGAGUGACGCCAGGAAGAAAAUAUGGAUGGUAGACUCAAAAGGUUUAAUAGUUAAGGACAGACCUGAAGGAGGAAUCAACCACCACAAGGAAAUGUACGCACACGCCCACCCACCCGUAAAAACACUGACUGAAGUUGUAAAGAGCAUCAAACCAUCAAUCUUGAUUGGAGCCGCAGCCAUAGGUGGCGCUUUCACCUCAGAAAUUUUGCGAGAAAUGGCCAAAAACAACAAGCGACCUGUGAUCUUCGCUCUGAGCAAUCCUACGCAUAAAGCAGAAUGUACAGCUGAAGAAUGUUACAGAGAAACAAAUGGUACUGCCAUCUUUGCCAGCGGCAGUCCAUUCGAUCCAGUAACUUUAAAUGGAAAGACGUUUUACCCAGGACAAGGUAACAACUCAUACAUAUUCCCCGGAGUAGGAUUGGCCACAGUUACUGCUGGUAUCCAAAAAAUCAGCGAAGAACACUUCUUGGUUGCAGCAGAGGCACUCGCCAAUUUGGUAACGGAAGACAACCUUGAAAAUGGAAGGAUAUACCCACCACUAGAGAGCAUCGUUGCCUGUUCACUAAGAAUCGCAACACGACUUCUAGAGUACGCUUACGAAGAAGGCAAUGCAACGGUACUUCCCGAACCAAAAGACAAAGAAGCUUUCAUCAAAGCUCAGAUGUACAAUACGGACUACCAACCUGCUUUACCUGCAGUUUAUGCAUUCCCAAAACUCUAAUAAAUUACUAAGUAAUAAAUAAAAUAAAUAAUUUAUGUUAUAUUGUUGUUAUAAUCCAUGUUUAAUGUAUAAGUAGAUAUUCCGGAAAUACAGUAUUUAGAUUUUCCAA
Messenger RNA from Diabrotica virgifera virgifera (western corn rootworm), 7580 nucleotides. Its product is annotated as NADP-dependent malic enzyme. Lineage: Eukaryota; Metazoa; Arthropoda; Insecta; Coleoptera; Chrysomelidae. Gene Ontology annotation, biological process: pyruvate metabolic process; malate metabolic process; DNA repair. The transcript is spliced from 15 exons. Gene Ontology annotation, cellular component: mitochondrion. The record is from RefSeq and is a predicted model, not a curated record. Gene Ontology annotation, molecular function: ATP binding; malate dehydrogenase (decarboxylating) (NADP+) activity; zinc ion binding. Bases 95 to 7471 code for a protein of 2458 amino acids.